GCGCAUGCGCAGACCGCCGAGAAAGUUAACUCCUGAACUUCGUAGUCAGAAAAAUUCUGAUUUAUAAAAUACCAGGGAAUACUCCGUUGAGUUGACAUGGCAUUUCGCCGAAGAAACAAGAGUUACCCCUUCUUCAGCCAGGAGUUCCUCAUACAAAACCACGCAGACAUCGUUUUCAGUCUGGUGAUUUUCAUUUUGAUUGGAUUGAUGUUUGAGGCAACAGCCAAGACAGCUAUCCUGUUUAUUCAGCCACAGUACAAUGUCACCACAUUAUCACCAGAGGGAGAGGUGACGUUGUACCAUUACGGGUGGAAGGACUGCGCCACCAUCCUGUUCUAUUUCUUCAUCGCCAUCAUCCUCCAUGCAGUAGUCCAGGAGUAUCUACUGGAUAAAGUGAACCGACGUCUUCACCUCUCCAAGAGCAAGAAUACAAAGUUCAAUGAGUCGGGCCAGCUGUGCGUGUUUCACCUGGUGUCUAGUGUGUGGAGCUUCUACAUUCUCAUAACGGAAGGAUAUCUCCUGCAUCCCAGCAGCCUUUGGGAGAAUUAUCCCCAUGUACAUCUCAGGUUUCAGGUGAAGUUUUUCUACCUCACUCAGCUGGCCUACUGGCUCCACGCCUUGCCAGAGCUCUACUUCCAGAAAGUACGCAAGGAAGAGAUUUCUCGUCAGCUCCAGUACAUCUGCCUCUACCUGCUGCACAUCUCUGCAGCCUAUUUGUUAAAUUUGAGUCGUGUGGGUCUGGUCCUCUUGUUCCUCCAGUAUGUCUCAGAGCUGGGCUUUCACAUCGCUAGACUUUUGUACUUCACUGAUGAGAAUCAUCAGAAAAUGUUUGAUAUGUGGGCGGUCAGCUUCGUGUUUACGCGGAUGUCUACGCUGACCCUGAUGUUCCUCUCGGUGGGGUUUGGUUUGUCUCGUGCUGAGAACCAGGGGCUGGACCUGGACAUGGGCAACUUCAACACUGUACUGAUAAGGAUGACUGUUCUGCUGCUGGUGUGUUUAACCCAGUCUUGGCUACUGUGGAAGUUUAUCCGUUUCCAGCUGAGGCGCUGGAGGGAGUUCAGACAUGAACAGGCUGUUCGCAAGAAGGCUGCCACAAAACAACCCCUGCGGCCACUGAAGAGGGAUUCACUUGGUCACCACGAAAACGGAGUCCUGAAAGCUGAGAACGGAGCCUCCCCUCGAACGAAAAAACUGAAAUCCCCCUAAGAGAGCACACUGACUGGCCCGAUCAUUUGCCUGAGCGCCGGCCGAGGUCUCUCAUCGGCGCCACAAGUGAAGCUGGGAGCCGCUGGCCGCCAAGCGUCUGGUUGAGUAUGUCCUGAGGUGUCACAUGGACUCUUGCCGUGACAGACUCGAGCCUGAAUGCUGGAAAAA
Molecule: messenger RNA, 1374 nt
Organism: Salarias fasciatus (jewelled blenny)
Lineage: Eukaryota; Metazoa; Chordata; Actinopteri; Blenniiformes; Blenniidae
Gene: tram2
Product: translocation associated membrane protein 2
Exons: 11
Coding region: 97-1206 (369 amino acids)
Biological process (GO): SRP-dependent cotranslational protein targeting to membrane, translocation; protein insertion into ER membrane
Cellular component (GO): endoplasmic reticulum membrane
Source: RefSeq, a predicted model, not a curated record